AUGGGACAAGAGCAGUCUUCCCCCAUUAAUGACAGCACGCCACCCCAAACUCUCAAAGAGAGGUCGGUGGACUCGGUUGCCACGUACAUCAGAGAAGGACAUGCCAAGAAGAUAGUGGUCAUGGCUGGGGCUGGCAUCAGCACAUCUGCCGGUAUCCCAGAUUUUCGAUCCCCAGAUACCGGCCUCUACGCCAAUCUCGCGCGACUCGAUUUGCCCUAUCCGGAGGCUGUCUUUGACAUAUCAUUUUUCAGAAACAACCCACUACCCUUUUACACGCUCGCCCACGAAAUGUAUCCCGGCAAAUACAGGCCAACCGUCUCACAUUCCUUUGUCCGGUUGCUUUCGGAUAAAGGCCUCUUGCUGAAACUGUUCACCCAGAAUAUCGACUGCCUUGACCGGGAAGCCGGUGUGCCAGAAGACAAAAUCGUAGAAGCUCAUGGCAGCUUCGCUCAUAACCACUGCAUAGAAUGCAAAUCGUCCUUCUCAGACGAUAUCAUGAGGCAGGCAGUGAGCAAACGUGAUAUUCCUCAUUGUCUUACACCUCAGUGUAAUGGUCUGGUCAAGCCCGAUAUCGUAUUUUUCGGUGAGCAGUUGCCAGAAGAAUUCCAUCGGAACCGGUCGCUUCCCAGCUGUGCUGAUCUGUGCAUUGUCAUUGGGACUAGUUUGACAGUGCUGCCUUUUGCUAGCUUGCCAGGCUUUUGUUCGGAAGGUGUGCCAAGAGUCCUCAUCAAUCUCGAGCGCGUUGGUGGGCUAGGCUCUCGGCCAGACGAUGUCCUUCUCCUUGGCGAUUGUGACGCUGGAGUGCGGAGACUUGCAGCAGCCUUAGGCUGGGAGAAGGAUCUCGAGGCGCUCUGGGAGGGCACGAAUCAGGAGAAGCCAACCACUGGUGGGGAUCACAGAGUAGCACAACGGGAUAAUGAUGAAUUGCUCGACGAUCAAAUCACUAAUCUAACGCGAGAGGUUGACCAAUCUUUGAAGAUCUCCGACGAUCAUACAGCACGACUCCGACAACAAUUAGCGCUAAUCGAAGAGGAAAGCAAGCCGUCAAAUGAGGCUUUCCCCCUUCUUGAAAAGCCUAUCACGAGAGACAACUCAGAGGCCGAAGCGCUAACAGCGACUGGCAAGCGACAGACCUCAGAGGAAAGUUCACAAUUCUCCAGCGCGGCCAAGCGGGAUGUUUCGUCGACCACCGCUCCCAAUGGGCUUGAGAAACCUCCCCUAUAG
Molecule: messenger RNA, 1224 nt
Organism: Letharia columbiana
Lineage: Eukaryota; Fungi; Ascomycota; Lecanoromycetes; Lecanorales; Parmeliaceae
Exons: 2
Coding region: 1-1224 (407 amino acids)
Molecular function (GO): NAD+ binding; histone deacetylase activity, NAD-dependent
Source: RefSeq, a predicted model, not a curated record